AAUUACGCUAAUCUGUUUCUGAAGUCUCCCCGAAUUUUACUUUGACUAGAUCUCCGAAUUUAUCUACCUUGGUCAAGGCAGACGAGAGAAGUAACUAUUUGACACGUAGUGAACACUAGUGAGGAGUAGCUGUUUGACACGUAAGCCAUUUCCUGGACAGACGCCACGUCUCUGGCUGACAAACGAAGGGUUAAAAACGGAAAUGACCAUCUGAUUCAUUUACCUCUUCGAACAAUUUGCCGAGUUUUAUGUGAUUUCAUUUCUAACAAAACCAAAAUCAAAACCAAAGCUCUCGUCUCAGAUCCAACAAUGGAGGCCACCGACGAACAACCCGGACUGCUCCACCGCAUCCACCCUCCCCGCCUCGAAGAUGCCGGUCUCGAGGACUGCGCCCUCCCGCCGGACUCCAUCAAAGAAGCCUUCCUCAAAGCCGCCACCGCCGUCAAGUCACGCGCCACCUCCAUCUUCACCUCCGACGACGACGAAGACGACUGCGUCGACGAUCCCUGGGAAGCGCGGCCCGACGCGGUGGUCGGGGCCGAGACGGAUGCGAAUCCGGGAGGUUGCGGCGGAGAGAAGGGCGGAGCUGUGGAGGUCGGCGGAGACGAAGUGGUGGUGGGCGGCGAGGAGGAGAUGAGGGAUAAGGUGAUUGUGGGAGGCGAAGAUGUGAGAGAGGUCGGUGGAGAUAAGGCUUGUGUGGAUGGGUUGGUUGGGUUAGAGAUCGGAGACAAGAAUAAGAAGAAGAAGGAUAAUGAUGAGGGUCCUAUUUUGGUUGGGGGUUAUGCUUAAACCCCAAACCCCUCUCUAACUAGAUUUUUAAUUUACUGGGUUUUUGAUUAGCUUUGUUGUAAUGUGUAAACCUUGUAUGGCUGUUGUUGUUGCUUCUUCUGGAAUGAUGUAUGUAUAUAUUUUGUAUAUCUGGGUUUAUAGUUUGCAUAUUGAAUAUAGCUAAGAGCAGAUUGAUUGUG
Molecule: messenger RNA, 968 nt
Organism: Fragaria vesca subsp. vesca
Lineage: Eukaryota; Viridiplantae; Streptophyta; Magnoliopsida; Rosales; Rosaceae
Exons: 1
Coding region: 310-789 (159 amino acids)
Source: RefSeq, a predicted model, not a curated record